AUAAUUGUAAUUUGUCAACAUACUGUUAUAACAUAUGUGACAUAAAAUGUAGGUUAUGUAGAGUUUCUAUAUUUCAAUUGAUAAUUUAAAAUAUCCGGUUUUCCAUAUCGUACCGCCCACCAUAUAGAGUUUUAUCAUAAUGUUAUUUUUAGUUGUAAAUAUGUGGAAAUUCCAAAACGUGAUGAAUUAGAAAUUGACAGUUACUUGGAUUUGGAACUAGCUAAUAUGUUGUGGAUAUUACACAAUAAUGUCAACAGAUCUUAGUUCUGCUUCUGUACCUCAGUUUUAUAGACAAUUAUUUGAUGCUUGUUCAAAUGAUGGGCAACCAAUACUUUCUGAAGUUUAUCAAAAUUUACUUACUAAAUGUAAAUUAUCUACUGCCCAAAUUGAAAAAAUAUAUAAUCUAAUUAAACCUUCUUCUGAAGGUAUUAAUAGAACCAAUUUUUAUAAAACUCUUGCCUUGAUUGCUUGGAGUCAACAAGGAAAACAACUAUCUGAUAAGUUAUUUGAAAAUUGUACAGAAAAGGAAUAUCCAACUCCAGAAAUCAAUGAUGUAGCUCAAAUGAGAAAUCUGAAAAUACAACUUUACAAGAAACAGGGUUUAAAUACAUUUAGUUAUUGUUCAAUUAUAAAAAGAGAUUCUAUAAAUGUUCAUUUAGUACCUGAAAAGAAAGGAUUAAUUUUAAAAUACUCAGAGUAUAUUGUUACUUCAGAAAGAUUCAAUACUAAAGUUACCAGAAGAUACAAUGAUUUUGUUGCUUUAAAGGAACUGUUACUUAAUAGAUUUCCUUACAGACUAGUUCCAUCUUUACCGCCGAAAAAAAUUGUUUCUGAUGCCCACUUUUUAGAAUCCAGAAGGAGAGCUUUACAAAGAUGGUUAACACUAGUUUGCAGACAUCCAGUCAUUUCUCAGGACCCUAUCAUGAUAUUUUUUCUUAUUGAUCAGGGUCCUGAUUUUCAACAUAGGAUAAAGGAUGUAUUUGGAAGAGUACCAGAUGAGUUCACAACUUCAGAUAUUGCAGCUACUGCUAAGGAACUACUACCACCAGAAUAUAGCCAGAUGGCAGUAAACUCUCAGAAUAUAAGAACUCUUGUGAAUGUUAUUGGUAAAAUGAAGCAUCUAACAGAAGAAAAUGUUGAGAGAUGUAAUUCGUCAGGACGAGACUUUGACGAACUUAUCAACCAAAUUAAAAUUCUCAGCACACUAAAUAUUGAACGAGCUCAAAACAGUAUAGAAAAUUGGGGUGACAUGCAAAAAGGAUUCGAUAUUAUGUCCAGAGAAAUGCCAAUACUAUCAAAUAAAUUAAAUCAACAUGGGUACUUACAACAAAAUGAGGUAUGUGAAAGACUAGGAUUACUAUUGGAUAUAUUAGUUGCACAUAAAGAUUUGUGUGAACGGUUAGAAAAAGGUCUACAUCAUGAUCAUGCAGCUGCUCUUUCAAAAUUGCUGUCUAUGAAAAAAAGAAAAAUACAGGGUGUUAUUAGGGGAACAGAUGCUGAAAGUGUUGAACAUUUAGAAUCAAAAAUGUUAACUCAAGAAAACGUGAUUACAAAUAUGGAAUUACGGGCAGAUUUUAGUUUAUAUUGUGUUCAUAUGGAAACUCAAUUAGUAUAUGCUUAUCUAGAAACACUUGCGGAUAUUAUGAAAAAUUUAAUGAAUCUCCAAAUCAAAUCUCAUUUUGAACUACAUGACAUUUGGAAUAGAGUGCAAACUUCGGUCCAACCAUUUUUUCGUUGUGAUAAUGUCAACGGCGAUGUUUUAAACAACAAUUAGUCUAUUUAUUUAUAUAACUUGUACAUUUUAAUAGCAAUAACAAGUGUAAAUAUAAAGUAUUUAAAGGUUAUGGGAACAUAUUUAUAAAUUGAGUUAUUUAAUAUAUUUUAGUAAAAAUGUUGAUCUAAUUGCCGAUAAAUAAUUGUUUAAGAAGGUGUCGGGAUCAUAAAGCGAUCGAUGUUAAAAAAUAAAAAUAAUUUCGUUUAUCUUGACAAUGUAAUAAUGCUAGUAUAAUUAUUAAUUGCUUACAGAACAUUUUUUUAAAUCGAGAACAAUGAAGAUGACACACUAUAAUUUGUUUGGUAUAAAAUAAUAUUAGCAGUUCCAUCUUUCUCUAAUCAUGAUUAAAUGCUACUAUUAGAUGUAUAAAAAUGCAAUACAAUAAGUUUUUUCUUCUAAAAAUUAUUCCACUGUUAACCAUUCUUAUCAGUCACAAGUUUCGCAUGUUUCACUAUAAUGGAUAAGGUCAAUAAUUUGUUAAUUAGAUAGAUAAAUAUAAGCUUGGUUUAUGCAGCCAAAAUUAAAACAUUAAACUAAAUAGAAAUUUCAUAUAUGGGUCCUUUUUGUUAUACAAAUGUGGAAAGCUCCUGACACUGUCUUAUCAUUGUUCCAUCGUCGAAAGGGCAUUGCUAACCAUCAGACAUUGCAUUUUUUUAUAUCACUUUUAAAAUUAAAACACCACGGCGGAAAGUGGCGCAUUAACGUGAAUAAUAUUUCCAUAACCAAAUAACAAGGAUGUUGUUAUGUACCAUUUCAGUGUCUCAACAAUUUAAUUAGUUAGUUUAAUGGUAAUUUUUGAUUUUGGCUGAUAUAGUAACAUAUUAGUUGGAGAAACUGAGGAACAUGUUGUGGUCUUUGAUUUGUAUUCUCUUUACUAAUGUUCUGCAUCCAGAGAUUAAAUACCUUACUCGGCACAAUUUGCAUAAACUUUCCCUAGCUUUAUCCAACAAUUAUAGACACAAUGGAUUGAUUAGCUCUCCAAAUCUGUCGGGCCAAAUCAUUUACAAGGUCAAAUCGAAUAUGUUAUCAUAUGAAGACCACAGGAUAAAAAGGGGGAAUGCCACAAAAUCCUAUAUUUGCAGAAGAGGAGAAUUAAAGUUUCAAACCCUGUAUCUUUAAGAAAAGUGCAAAUGUCAAAAAAAUGAAUUUGUUUUUCUUAAUAUAUCGACAAUAUUCGUCACUGCAUAAAGAAACCCUUGCGAAAUAUUACAAUGAAUAAAAAAUGUUUUAUUGUCGUUACUACAUUUUGUAAAUUGCAAGAAGAGGAAAUGUCCACUUUGGUUCACUCAAUCUACAAAGUAACUGUCUUGCUUUUUUCCAGUGCGUUUUUUUCUUCGAGUUCCCACGUCGGAAUUAUUGCUUUCUUGAUUAUGAGGGAGUGUAGAAUAAAACUCAUCGGCCUCCUAGCCUCCUGAUUGCAGCAGAAUCGCUUCAAACAUUGCAGGUCUUUAAUUUUGUCAGCACUUAUAGGUAGCAUAUCUAAAAAGUUUUUGAUUAUGUCAUGCAGCUGUUUUACAAACUUUAAAAGCCUACCUUUGUACAAAUACCCGGGUAGUUCAAAUUCAUGUAUGUUCAGUGACAAUUUGCGUCCAUCUAUAAUAACGUUGCUUUCCCACAUGCCAUCCUAAGUUGCUCGGUGCAACACAAAUAUUGGAUGAUCUUUAACAACUCUGAGCUCACGAACUGGACGUGUUUUAAACGGACACGGUUUCCAGUAUAAAGACGUCAUAUGUGUGGUCCAGCUUCUGAAGUAGCUUUGUGUCACUUGCAACACGUCAAAUGGACUCUGUUUAACUCUAGCUGCCCGAAACACUUGAAUCCAUUCACUAGGCAGUUCUACUACAGUCUUCUGUUUUAUUAGUCCAAGAUCUUUGUCGCACUCCAUGUAAGAGUGCCCCCGAAUUGGAAAGGAAACUUUUAAUGAAACCAGUUUUCAUUGAAAAUGAACUAAGUGAUGAAUGUAACGGAAGAGCGAAUAGUUUUUGUUUUGGCCUCCACAGGAUUCGUAAAAGAUUUCCAAAUUCUUUACGCGGUGAUCCAAAAAAUUGUAAAGAAAGUGAUGUAAUAUGGAACAAACUGCAUCACUUCCUUUACCGCCACCUGUCUCUGGGUAUACCUAGAAAAUACUUUGUGCAGUAGAAAGAACAUGUAUAUUAAAUGAAUAGACGGACAGCUGUCUUUUUUAGUAAACAUGUAGUAAUAUUAGGAACUGGCAGGUUCUUUGCAAAAUCCAUGCAUAUAGCUUCUUGAGUUUCAUCUGUUCUACUUGCAAAUUUAGCAACUUUUUUCCUUCCUGUAAAACUGUAAAGCCUUCAGUUUAUGCAACUUAUUGCUGGUUUCCAGUCUUCUGAUUUCAGCUUUAAUUUGAUUUAGUUCAUUUCCCGAUGUAGUCAACGUUUAUGAUUGCAAAGAUUUAAUUUUUGCCAAAAACUCGUCGUAACUACUGCAAGUGUCAGAUCUGGGAUACCCAAAUGAAAUGUUAAAGUGUUUCGAAAAUAUCUGACGAUAGGUUUCAUAGGAAACAUGGACCCUUUGCUUGUUCUAUAAACAUCUUGUACAUUUUUUUAAUGUUUAGCUCUUCCUGUAAAUACAAUUUUGAAGAUUUUUUAAUACUAUAAUGGCCUUGUCGUCCCUUGAAUGUUUUGAUGUAUUCAAUAAUUGCGUCCUUUAUUUUUGUGUCUAAUUUAUUUGCCCUGUUGCUAUGUUUCCCACGUCUGUCUACUGGAACCAUACCAGCCAUUUUCAGCGAGCUUUGCAACACUUCGAGCUCCUUCUUUUUAAUGCCAUGUAUCGAAAGGAAAGCCUUGUAACAGACAGGAAUUUCCUUUGUUUCGCCAUCGCAAGAAAAUCUUACUUUGUAUGAAAAUGAUUCGUCUUGAAAUUUUGCGGACGUUUCAUCCACACGUGGUCUCCACCUUUGAACAGGGUGUACACUGAUCAGACCACACACAUAAAUGUUCUGUUCGUUUGUACUUUUCAGUAGGUUGAAAUUUCUUAUAAUACUGUGCCUUGCAGCCGGCGGAACGUUUUCAAAAACUUUCACUUUCGCUACUUCUUUCCGCCAUUUGUUUAGUGAAAAGUUUCCAUUCUACGCAACAGGAACGAACACGAAUGAGUGAACAUGCAGGUCAUGUUACCCCGACCAACAUUAUUGGGCCAUCCCCCGUUCUUUAUCUGUGACGCGGUGACAUUUCCCCUUGUUGCACUGUGUAGAAGAAAUUUAAGUUGGUAUAUUUCGCGACUCUUCGCUUUCUUGCCGUUGAAACCUUGCCAGAAUAUAGAGCACGAAAUAUACUACAAGAUGUCGUUCAUGCCGCAAAAUGAUAUAAUAUUGGACAUUCCCCCUUUUUAGCCCGUACUCUUCAUAUGUGCUCGGCCGAGAGCGCGCCCAUGCCUUAUGUUCUAUUUCUUUAGAUUUUAGAGUAAUUCUGUUUAUUUAAAGAAUAUUUAGGUUUUGACAAUUUAAAAAUACUUUAUUUUAGUUAUAUAAUUAAAUAUUUGUAAUUAAAAGCUUGAAGUUGAAACAAAUAUUAACAUAAUACUGUUUAAAUGUGUUUCCAACAACUUUCAAUCAAGAAGUUAUGUUUAAAAUGAGGUAGAGACUUGGAGGAAUUAGUUGUAAAUUCAUUUAUUUACCAAAAUAAUGUAUUAAAUUAAAAUAAUAAUAAUUAAGCAGCAGUGUUAUGUCCGUACUUAAAUACUAAUAUAUUAUUUUAGAAUAUUAUAAAAUAUCCACCUUCAGUUACAAUUUUUUUCGACUUCUUUAAUUUGCUGACGGCAGUUUUAUUAAGCUUUGCAUAACAAAUUUACUUGUCGAAAUAAAUAAAAUUAUUGCAUGCUAUUAAUAGUCUAAAGAACGUAAAAAGUUUAUUUGUCUUUUUUCUAAUUCAAACCAGACUAAAAGUACUUCAGAAAACACAAAUUUAUUUAAGAAAAUCACAGGAUUAUACGCCAACUGAAUGUCAACAAACAAUUCAACACCGAUGAUGACGUUAGAUGACAUUUCAAAGGUCUUCUAUCCCCUCCAAAAUUUCUAAGACAGGUUAAAUAGAAUUGAGCGAUCCUUUGUGUCCAUAAUCCUUGAGUUUUAUGAAAAACUUGUGAUAUAAACACAGUUACCUCUUUGACAUUAUUCAGAGGAAUCAGUUAUAUUUUGUUAUCCGUUUUUGCUAAACAUAAUUUAGCAGUUGAUUUUUUUCAUUUUCAUUUAAGCAUUGUCCUAACAUUUGCAGUCUGUGUGAAAAGAAUGUAAAGAUAUUUGAAUUGAAGCCAUCUUCCAAAAACUUUAGAUAUAAAUUUUAUUUUUACCUUUUAAAUUACUAGUUAAGUAUAAAUUGAGUUCAUCCUAUAUAAUUUUUUGUUACUAAUUUAUUACCUAAGUGCUUAUUACUUCCAAGUUUCUUAAAAUAUUGGACAAUUUUGUAAUUAGGUUUUAAUUAAAAAAUUUUUUUUUGUUAUUUAAUUGUUAUAUUCCAUUAUUAUUUUGCUAUCAAUUGAUUUGAUAAUACUUCAAACAUUCCAUUGCUACGUAUUUCUGUACACUAUGUUAAAUCAAUUUAAUAAAACUUUUUUCAUACUGUACUGUCGACUUUACAGUAGUUGUACUUUACAGUACUCUUGAAUUCUUCCAAUCCCGUUAGAAGUAAUUAGAAAUAAAAAAUCAAUUAACAUCAAUAACUAAACUUUUAUUCUAAUUUUUGAAUGAUAACAGUAAUAGUGCCACUACUGUUACCAGAAACAUUUAUUGUAGGAAUUACUGGAUGUACUUCUUUAUUUUCAAUCAUGCUGGGAGAUGUGUGGUUUUUGGUUUAACACUUGUACAAAAGUUUCACUUCCUUGUAUCAUUCUUGCUAUUUUCUUUUUGUUCUCGAUGGAUUCUUCCGCAUAUUUUUCAGCCACUUAUGAACUCUUCCAUCCACUAUGCCGUUUUAAAACAUUGAUAUCGGCCCCAGCGUUGACGAAGUCCUUCUGAAGCAAUGUCCGGUGUACUUUUCUGGAUGCUCAAAAUUAAGGAAUUCUUUUAGGUGCCCCGCCAACAGUGUGUAGUCCAACUCUUUGACCUACGCAUUUUCCUUGUCUGUAACAUACCAAAAGUGCUUUUAGUAAAAGUUAUUUUCACAAAUUUUUAUAUUUUCUGAACACAUCCAAAUAUUGCUCCGCAUUGCUGUUGAUCACAGUAAAAUCCCGACGAACAUGUGUUUUUGUGUAAUUAAUACGAACCACUAACUGAGAUUCAGUAUUCUCUACAUCGUCUACUUCUAAAUUAUAAAUGUCUUCCCUUCGACAACCUUCGGCAAUGCGAAUUAAUGCGACAACUUUCACCAGUAAAUAGUCUUUGUCUGGGGCGUCCCUCAUAAAUGUUACUUUUCCCUUCGACUGAUUUGUAUGGUAGUUUAUACUUUGUUUUUUUUUUAGAAGCUAUUAACUUAGAAACGGGAAAUGUUGACAUUCUCAUUAACCAUAAUCAUUGAUUGACCAUCGAGUAUUUAGACCAUAAUGAAGAGAUAUUGAGGUUUUUUUACUGAAAGUCUAAGGUUUGAAAAGAAUUCUUCUAAAAAACAACUGUUCUUACCACAUAAAAAAAAUAAGCCAACAUCACAUUUUCAUCAGCACUUUUUAGCUCAUAUUUCUAACGGCAGUCGCAAAACUACGUACCGUCAAUGUGUUUUGGAAUUAGACCUUGUUAUUCCAUAGGGACCGUCAUAAUACACCUCAUUCUAAAUGAUUGUGUGUAUAAUAAAUAUAUGGUCUCUGGAUCAAAACAAAAUGAAUUGUUGUCGAAUUCGAAGUGUUUAUUUUUCAUAUUUUGUGAAUACAAAUAGAUACAAAUAAAACCGAAACAAAGUAUAUUUCAAUGUUAUAAGUUGAAACUGUACAGGUACAUUGGUGGUUCUCGUACACAUCCCACUGAGUCGCCUUUCUCCCAUCUCUUUGGGAUAUUAUCUUAGAACAGUUAGAACAAAAAAUUGAUCCGGUUUUUUGUAAAUGUUUCAAAUUUGGUUUAGUUGAUGCAACAUCUUCAAGAUUAGAAGUCAAUUGCUCUACAAGAAAUUUUAAAAAUUGUGCAUGCCGUUUAACCUUUUGAAAACAAGACUAAAUGAAUUGCUAUAAAAGGAUUAAUAUCAUGGUAUCAAUAAAGAUAUGAACAAAUUAUUUCAUUUCAUACACUGCAGACGUUUAAACAUGAUUAACAAUAAUUGAAAUUAAAAAAAAAAGGUUACAUUUACAGUUAAACAAAAAUUAUUUGUGUGAGAUGAAGAAAUGCACUCAGAGUUUCUCUCUUUACAUCUGGUGUAUAAUUUUACUAAAAUUUGAUCAUUACAUGUUUCCAAAAACUACUUGUUCAAUGUUAUAGAGUCUAAAAUAAUCAAAGCAAAUGUACCAUUUUGAUAACUACGGACAAUUUUAGAAGUCUUAUGGAAUUAAUAUUACUUAAAGUUACUCCACAUAAUUAUUUUAUAAAAACAUUUUAAUCCCAAGAUCAAACUGUUAUUAGUUUGAAUGUAACAUGCAUUUAUAGACAUAUUUAAUACUGUUAACUAGUGCCUUUUCCACAAAAUAUGUGAUUAUUUUUUUAUAUCUUCAAUAAAAUUUAUAAUAAUCA
Messenger RNA from Diorhabda carinulata, 8378 nucleotides. RefSeq names its product sorting nexin-8-like. Gene Ontology annotation, biological process: retrograde transport, endosome to Golgi. The record is from RefSeq and is a predicted model, not a curated record. Bases 248 to 1774 code for a protein of 508 amino acids. Gene Ontology annotation, molecular function: phosphatidylinositol binding. The transcript has 8 exons. Lineage: Eukaryota; Metazoa; Arthropoda; Insecta; Coleoptera; Chrysomelidae.